[Torrubiella] hemipterigena is the source of this 2206-nucleotide messenger RNA. Lineage: Eukaryota; Fungi; Ascomycota; Sordariomycetes; Hypocreales; Clavicipitaceae. The record is from the annotation of a GenBank genome assembly.
ACACAUGCAACACAUAUACAACGCUUCCCAAACUAAUUGGCUGCUUCUAAACUAUUUUUUUUACCACUGUCUCGUUUCACCUUCUUCUCUGUGAUCAAACUCAAUUUCGAAGGUCGUGAGCCUCCCUGGCCCACCAACGGCCACCAAAGAGCCGAGUAUGGACAGCACGGUGGCCUCUAUCAGUCAAGAAGGUACAGAAAAGAUCUUUUCUGCAACAGAUGCCUUCCCCUUUCUUCGCAUGCCGGUUGAACUUCAACAUCGAGUGUGUGCGCUGUUCUGCCGUCACUGCCUUGACGGGGAGGCGACUCCAGCAGCAGCGAUGGCUCAAGUGGCUGGGCUGCCGUUCAAAACACUCAAGGCUCUGUCCGAGACGUGUCAUAACUUGAACAAGAUAGCACAGCCCUUGCUUUACCAUUACCCAGACGUCAAAUCAUACACGCUCUUUUUCAAGACAAUAUCAUCUCGUCCUGACUUGGCUGCCAGCGUCAGAGUUUUAGCUAGACUCUGGGAAUCGGGUCGUACGACAGCCACGAUUAGGUCACCGCGACAUGACAAAGAAGACUUAGAAUAUCUCAAAGAUUUGGCUCGCAGGCUGCAUUUAGAUGAUGCUGACGAUCCCAACUUUGACCAAUGCUUUGAAUACCUAAAUGAAUCCCCAGAUGGCGACGUUGACGGCUAUUCCAAUUCCAUGGCUAGGGCUGCACUAGAAAGCCUGAUAACGGCGAUUCACUUUACACUGACACCGAAGGUGCAGUUUUUGAUGAUUGAUCUAGACGACGGUAGAGCUAUCAUACGAGAUCGGCUGCUGGAAGAUGGAAGCCUUCUUUUGCCAUAUCCCUACUUGCCAAAGGUUGUUUCUACGCACCCGCAGCAUUUCCAUCACCUCGAUACUAUUGUCUUGCGCAAUACUUUUCACUACAAUCCAGACGAUCUCGGCCUAGACAGAUUAUGUUUCCUCUUUGAAACUAUUCCCAAUAUCCGACGAGUCUUUUUCGAAUUCCUCAUAGGUGAAAGGCCAGAGGGAUAUAUCGAUCGUCAGUCCAAUCAUGCUGAGCUAGAGUGGAAGGCGCUUCCGCAUAUGCAAGAAGUCUACUUUGACCCUUGCCUGCGUACAAAUGGUGCUGCACCUCUCGAAGGGAUAGCUAGCAUGCUUCAGCUAUGCACGAGUUUGAAAAAGUUUACCUUUCGCCUCAAGUAUCCCGAUGAGUAUCAGUCCGCGUGUUUUUCCCCGUCGAAGCUACUCGAAGCUCUGUUGCCUACCAAAAACACAUUACAGCAUUUGGAGCUGUACUGUAGCCUUGCCAAGAUACCCUCGUUCCACAAGGGAACUCUUCUAGGAUGCAGUCUCAAGGAAUUCUCUGUAUUAGAGACGCUGAUUCUUGACGAGGAGCUAUUCUGCCGCCAUUGGCUGCUAGAUUCAAGCGAUAAUUCAUGUGAUGAUUCAUGUAUAACAGAUAUUCUGCCAGAAUCUGUAUCUUUUCUUGCGAUUCGAACGCACGACAAAUACAAAGCAGUGGCAGAUUUGCUACGUUUAGCGCAGAGAGUUAACGAUGGAGCCUUUUCGCGGCUCUCCCAGCUCCGAGUCGAGGUUUUGCACGAUAUUGUUAUCAAAGAAUACUCCGACGGCUUUAACCGGAAUGAAGACGCCUUUGAUGCAGAAUAUCUUUUGUACCAUGUGCCGGAAGAGCAGUGGGAGAGCACGAUUCGCGAAUUAGCUGAGCACGUCGGAGCGCGUGUCCGCGAGACAUUUCAAGGCACAAAAGUCGCUGUAGACGUAGAGUUUGUCUUUGAGCCAUAUCCUAUGUCGCAGUACCACUAUUACAACUGGUGAGGCUGGACUGAUUCAGCACAGGGUGGCAUUGGAUGGCAGUGACUGGUUGAGACAAUGGGUAGCACUAGUGGUAGCAGUAUGCGUGGUUAUUAAUUUAGCGAGAUUUUUUGCAUCUUUUUCUACCAUGUUGCCUAUUUUUCUCUACCUGCAUGUAGAUGGAAAAAAUGUAUUCUCGCUACCCUUUCUUUUUUUUUGUUAACAAAGAUCCCUUUGCUGCCUUCUUCCUUCAAACCCCCUCCUUUUUUCCCGCUGGUGUUCUUCGCUGCCCCACCUUUUAGUGGUCACCAGUGCACUGUAACCUGCUCUACAGAAGCCCAAGUUAGAGAAAAAGCACUGGCCUCCUUUGGGCGCGCAUCGUCGCGCUGUCCUCCUUAC